Engraulis encrasicolus (European anchovy) is the source of this 900-nucleotide messenger RNA. It is a transcript of the gene olig4, whose product is annotated as oligodendrocyte transcription factor 4. Gene Ontology annotation, cellular component: nucleus. Bases 1 to 900 code for a protein of 299 amino acids. Lineage: Eukaryota; Metazoa; Chordata; Actinopteri; Clupeiformes; Engraulidae. The record is from RefSeq and is a predicted model, not a curated record. Gene Ontology annotation, molecular function: E-box binding; protein dimerization activity; DNA-binding transcription factor activity, RNA polymerase II-specific. Gene Ontology annotation, biological process: positive regulation of transcription by RNA polymerase II; axon development; sensory organ development. The transcript has a single exon.
AUGGAUUCUGACUCUGGUUCCAUCAGCAGCCGCUCGUCCUCCCCAGAGCUGGUGGUCGCCUCGUCAGUCGUCGGAGGCUUCUUCACCAACCAGAUGUUCCAGGAGUACUGCCGCAAGGAGGCCUCCGGCGGCGGUGGCGUCGGCCAGGACCCCAUGAAGUCCAGGUCCCCGGGUUCCUUGGAAGCCCAUCUCCAUGGCGGUAUCAAGGGCCAGCGCGGUACUGGCCCCCGCUCCGACCUGUCCAAGGACGACCUGCAGGAUCUGCGUCUGAAGGUGAACAGCCGCGAGCGCAAGCGCAUGCAUGACCUGAACCAGGCCAUGGACGGGCUGCGUGAGGUCAUGCCCUACGCCCAGGGCCCCUCUGUGCGCAAGCUCUCCAAGAUCUCCACGCUGCUGCUGGCCAGGAACUACAUCCUGAUGCUCUCCAGCUCCCUGGAGGAGAUGAAGAAGCUGGUGGGGGAGGUGUACGGAGCCAACGGGGCUCAGAGCCAUCAUCACGCGGCCCGCCGUGCCGCCGCUCCACCGCCACCGCCACCUCCGGCCCCUCCUGCGGUCCACCCUCCAUCCACCGGCCCUCUCCCGCUGCUACCCCUGGCCCAGUCGCUGCACUCUUUCGGGGGCAGCGCGGCUGCCAUCGCGGCCUCUGCUGCUGCCGCACUCCACCACCCGUCCGCCACCAGCAUUCCUUCUGCCCCCCACGCUCCGCACGCCCCACACUCGCCUCCCUCGGCCGCCGCCUACCUGCCCUUCCACACGUCGGCCCUGCCCAGCCUGCUGAAGGACCCGCUGCACUUGGCAUCCACGUACAGGCACUUCCCUGGCAUGCCCUGCCCCUGCUCUCUCUGCCAGCCCCUGCCGGCCUCCACAGCCAGUCUUCACACCCUCGCCAUGGGCAAAUGA